AUGCCUAAUACCAAAGAUAAACGUUUUAACAUUGCAAUGUAUAUGAAAGAAAGGAAAGAAGCAAGGUUUAAAGCUGUUCUAAAUCAUCGAUCGCUAGCGUUGGAGCACAAGAAAAGCGAGAGAAUUCAAGCCAAGGUAUAGAAACCUAAGCAAUGUAUUUGUUAUUCAGAUAUUAACAUUCUAUUUACUAUCAGUAAAUGUUUAACUUUGUUAUUAAUAUAAACAUUUACCUUUAUGCAGAUUGUAAAAGCAAAGGAAAAAACAGCUGCUUUGACAUCUGAUUUGGAAAACAAUAUGGUGAGUUUCUGCGACAAAUCAAAUCAUGUGGUAUAGUAGGAUUAAACCCAUUAAGCCGUAAUAUGUCUAUAUUUUGUUAUUUUACUCUGUCUAAUGCCAGAUGAUUUUACUCAUCAAGGUGAAAAUAUUGGACAUUAACCCAUUAUGCCCCAGCGCUCUCCCCUUGACUAGGAAAAUCGUCUGGCAUUAGACAGAGUAAAAUACUAAAGUAGAUGCAUCAGGGUGCAAUGCGACUCAAUGGGUUAACUAGACACAUGGGCAGAUAGGCCAGUUAACACAUUAAGCGCCAGCGUUUUCCCCUUGACGAGUAAAAUCGUCUGGCGUUAAACAGAGUAAAAUACUAAACUAAGGUGCAUCAGGGUGCAAUGCGACUCAAUGGGUUAACUGGUAAAUUACAGCAGCAUAUUUUGGUUCAUCUAUGCAUUUUACAAUUUACAUUAUAAUAUAGCAUUUGUAAAUUCUGAACGCUGAUUGGCUAAGAGCCGUGUUGAUAUAACUCAAUGUCAACACGGGAAAUUUUCCGCCGCUUGUAAACACGGAAUUUUUUCCUAUCCUUCGGGCUUUUGACAUUGCUAUAUUAUAAAAAAAUAUAAAACAUUUUUUCCGUGUUGAUAUAUAGUAAGAGGUGGUAGCGCAAGGGGACAACACUCAGCGUGUACGCUAAGGGUCGUGAGUUCGAGUCCGGAGCGCGCAAACGAAUUUGAAUUUGGGGGCUACGGUGGCCAAGUGGUUAGCGCACUUGCCUUUCACUUCUGAGGCUGCAGGUUCGAAUCUCACCAAGCACCUUCUCAGUGCGACUCGAACCCAGUCCUCAUGUGAAAAGAGUAAUAGUCAACGCUCUGCCGAAAGCCGUGGGUUUUCCCCGGGUACUCCGGUUUCCUCCCACAGGGAAAGUUGACAGGGUGGGUUAGGUAAAAAGGGCCCACAGUAAUUGGCAUAUGCUGCUGUGGUGACCCUGCCCUAGUUGGCAAAGCUAAAUAAAUAAAUAAAUAAAUAAAAUAAAUAGUUAUAUCAACACUCGUGGAAGUUGGGAAAACUCGAAAUUGUAUGGAAACACGAUGCCUGAAGGGCGUGUCCCAAUUCCACUCGUGUUGAUAUAAAUGUAUAUCAACACGGAAAAUGUUUUAUAUUUGUUAAAUAACAGUCAACUAUUUACAUGCACAGGUAAUAUAUACUGUAAAUUUAAGUAAUGAUAUAAAAGAUUCUGGACUUUCAUGCAAGAAAUACCCCGUCAGAUAAACAAUUAUGAUUUUCGAACACUUUUUUCAGGUUUUUUACAAUUUUAUUAUUUAAUUAACGACAAUACCAGUACUGCUAAUAUAUUGCCUGCCUGUGCAGUUCAACUAUUUUGGCCUUGUUAUUUUGGCUCGGCAACAAUGGCUUCAAUUACCUCUAGUAUAAUUUGUUUGUGAUGGUAAGUGGGAUUUGAGAUGGGCCGUGACCAUUUGAUGAUCCUAAUUAAUUUGUAUUGUUAGCCCUGUAAUUCUGAGACAAGGACAAGAAAAGCUACGACAUUGGAGAAUGGGGUAUCAAAUAUGCCAGUUCGAACAUCAACAAAAAGGAGGCGGGAAACCAUGACAGCGGUAUCAGCAAUCCAUGGUGCAUCCAAGAAGAAUUUAAAGCCUGCUUAUGAUGGGAUGUUCGACACCCUCCAGAAACGAUGCAAGAUGAAAGAUUUAACAAAUUAUGUAUUAGGUAAUGAGAAUUUAACUAAAACUGUAGUUUCUGAACAUUACAAAAAAGAGUUGAAAGAUUUUGAAAAAUCAAAAGAAAAUGCGGAAAGGAGUAUUGCUACAUUUUACUCAAGUGGUGUCAUGGGCAAGAGAAAAUAUCAAAGUGUUAGGCUUGUGCUUUCAAUGACAUCAAGCGAACAAGGUGGGAGAACGGGCAUAUCAAUUUUUCCAGGCUGCAAGGUACCCAAAAUAUUAACAUAUAAUAACCUUGUAAGAGAGUUGAACAAAAUUGAUAUUGGAAAUGUUUUGGAAAUCAAUAACGAGUACCUCAGUGACUUAGAAAUAGAUGCACCCAUCAAUGGCGCAUACAGAGAUCUAAGAGAGUACUUGCCACGUUUAGCUAAGUUCUAUUUGAGUACCGAUAGAAAACAUGCUUUAGAAUGGUACGGUAAAACUGAGG
This is a messenger RNA of Paramuricea clavata, 2430 nucleotides long. NCBI's taxonomy places the organism in Eukaryota, Metazoa, Cnidaria, Anthozoa, Malacalcyonacea, Plexauridae. The record is from the annotation of a GenBank genome assembly.